Molecule: messenger RNA, 1245 nt
Organism: Daphnia carinata
Lineage: Eukaryota; Metazoa; Arthropoda; Branchiopoda; Diplostraca; Daphniidae
Product: phospholipase A2-like
Exons: 5
Coding region: 214-957 (247 amino acids)
Biological process (GO): arachidonate secretion; phospholipid metabolic process
Source: RefSeq, a predicted model, not a curated record
CAUCGUCUUUUUUAGCUUUAAUCUUAAGACGAUAGGCUGGUUCUUUCUCAAGAAUUCACCGAUUGACAUCUCCCGACAUUUCCUGAUACCAACCAGCCGUCUUGAGGCCCAACCAAAUAUCAAAGUUUCACCAGUCGUUGUCUAGUACUCGGAAUCGCAGGUCUACCAUAUUGCCGUUUGGUUGGCGGGGAAAGCGAAGGUCCUAGCACAACAAUGAAGCUCAUAGUGGUCUUAUCGCUUUUAAAAAUCACCUUUGCAACCACUUCAAACUGGACGAAUUCCGAUGAGCUAUUGAUUUUUGACGGAAAUCCUUACGGCAGACGGGCUGUGCUGGUCAGAGGCGAUCCUAACGAGCCAUGUCACAUCUACGGUCAAAAGAACCAGAUUCAAUUUAUCGAAAACCUUCCGGAUCGGCCAACUAUCCGGAUGAUUAAUCAACAGGAAUGGUCGGCAGUUCUCGACGAAUGCCAGAGGCAACUUCUGGCUGCUAAUCCAACAUCAAAUCCUGUUGACAUACAUUUCAUCUAUCCAGGCACCAAAUGGUGUGGACCAGGAAAUGUUGCCAAUGCUUUCGACGACCUAGGGACUCAUGUAGCUACUGACACGUGCUGUCGUGAUCACGACAACUGUGGCGACAAAAUGAACCCCGGAGCUUGUAAAAAUGGGUUGUGCAACAACUCGAUCUUCACCAAAUCCAAUUGCCACUGCGAUGACCAGCUACGUCAUUGCUUGCUGAACUCGAAUGACGAAGCAAGUUUUCCGGUGGGCUUAAUUUAUUUCAACGUUGCGGCCAUCACCUGCUACCAGCAAACUCCUGAUUGUUCAAACCAAGAAUCAAGGCGGCGACACCGCAAAUAUUUUCGAAACUUGGAUGAGAAUGAGGAUCCAGAAAGUGGGUGGUGCUUUGUUCGUCCUCAGCCAUUCAGAAAAUCGAGGAACGAGAAUCGCUCCCUUUGAAAGCUCAACACACAUUACUAGAACCACAAUGAAAGUUCCUGAAAGUCCGCUGCUUGUAGUGUUUUACGACUCUGUAUAAUCGGGCAGUUUUAAUUAAUCAAUGCAUAAAUUUGAAUAAUCGUUGAAUAUGACUGCAUAGCAUACCUAAAUGUUUUUGAAACUGUCUGUAUCACGUUUUCGACUUCGUAACAUUGCCGAAAUAUCUGGCAGUGGCUAGUAGAGCACGUUCGACUCCUCGACCUUUCAAAGGAAAACAUUUAGUUAGUAAUGCAGUAUUUCAUUUUGUAG